Messenger RNA from Oryza brachyantha (malo sina), 4264 nucleotides. RefSeq names its product putative disease resistance protein RGA1. Gene Ontology annotation, biological process: defense response to other organism. The record is from RefSeq and is a predicted model, not a curated record. The transcript is spliced from 3 exons. Gene Ontology annotation, molecular function: ADP binding. The coding region runs from base 1 to 2778 and encodes 925 amino acids. Lineage: Eukaryota; Viridiplantae; Streptophyta; Magnoliopsida; Poales; Poaceae.
AUGGCGCUAGUGUUUGCUGGAAAGGCAGUGGCAACUGCAGCCAUCUCCUUCUGGAUCAACAAGGCUUUCACCUGUCUGAAAGAGUACAAGGUUGAAGACAUGGAAGAUGUUAAAAACAGGCUGCUGCAAUCGAUGCCGAAGAUCCAGGUUGUGCUCGAUAUUGUCAACCCCAUAUAUGUAAAGGAACAACAGAGUGCACUGGAUGCAUGGUUAUGGCAGCUUAGAAACGCAGUUGAGGAGGCUGAAGAUGCGAUCGAUGUGCUCGAGUACUACAAACUCAAAGAAAUCGCAAAGGAUCACAAGGUUAGUGACUGGGGUUCCUCUCUUUCUAAGGUGAAGCACAAAGUUAUAAAAUCUGUUAAACAUGUCAGUAGUUUGGAUAGGAGUCUGAAACAAUUUACUCACCGGGGCACCCUCAAGAGGUUGAGGGAAGCUGUGGAGGGUUUAGACAAGGUUACUUCAGAUAUUAUGAGCAUUCUAACAGUCACAGAACGUCUGAAGGAGGUUAGUAGUCAUCAGCAGGAGUAUUUGAAUGAUGAUCGUGCGACAGGUUCGACAUUAACUCCACCUAAAUUCUUUGGACGAGAAAAGGAGAAAGAAAAAAUAAUUAGAUGGCUGACAAAGGCAUCAACUGAUGCUUCUGGGAAUUUGAUGAGCAGUAACCGUGUUCCUAUCCUUUCAGUAAUUGGUCAUGGUGGCAUGGGAAAGACUACUUUAGCUCAGUGCGUAUGUGAAGAAAUGGUUAUGAAGAAUUUCAAGGUUAUAUGGGUGUGUGUAUCUAAUAGCUUUGAUGUAACAUCCAUGACAAGUAAAAUACUAGAAUCUGCUAUGGGGGCAAAACCUAAUGCCAUUUGUUUGGAGACACUACAGAAAGACCUAAUACAGAAUCUGAAGUAUUUUACUGAUUUUUUGCUUGUUUUAGAUGAUGUGUGGGAAGAUAAGAGAGAAGAGAAAUGGGAAAAGUUAUUUGCUCCUUUAAGGACAGGGAAGAGUGGGAGCAGAAUUCUGUUAACAACACGAAUGCGCUCAGUAGCUGUUUUGGCCGCAAAUGCCAUGGGAAUUGAAACAGAAUGUUUGACAAUAGAAGGACUUGAAGAAGGUGAAAAUGUUGAUCUCUUCAAUCAUUAUGCCUUUUCUGGUCAGAAUCCACAGGAUUUUCCAAAUCUGAAAUCAAUCGGAAAGCAAAUUGCGAAGAAACUAGGAGGGUGUCCCCUGGUAACAAAGGUUGUUGGUGGCCAUUUACGGAGCAAUAUGAGUUUUCAAUGCUGGAACAAUUUCUUGCAAGAAGGUCUGGAACAUUUUAAAGGAAGUGAAGAUGACAUUAUGGAAGUCCUCAGAUUAAGCUACUACUAUCUACCAACAGAGCUUCAGACUUGUUUCAGGUACUGUAGUAUAUUCCCACAAGAUUAUGCAUUUACAAUGAAAGAGUUAGUGUUGAUGUGGAUAGGUUCAGGAUUGAUCUCACAAGCUGGAAACAAGUCAAAAAGGCUUGAGGACAUUGGAGAAGAGAUAUUGUCUCAAUUAAUUGGGAAAUCAUUCUUUGAAACCAAAACCAAAGUAUAUCAAUAUAGUCAAAGAAAGGAAGAAUAUUACAUAAUGCAUGACUUAAUGCAUGAAUUGGCAAGGUAUGUAUCUUCUGGAGAAUGUGCAAGAGUAAUCGGUCCUGGCAUGUUGGAAGGUGAGAAGGAUACAGUUCAACACCUUUGUGUUUCUGGCAUUGACCAUUUGUCUACUGAGGAAAUCAAGAACAUCUCACGUUUUAAGAAUGUGCGCACUGUUAUCAUUGAAGGUUCAAGUUUGAUUGACAAUAAUACAUUCCAUAUAGUUGAAAAUGUUAUGGAAAAGUCAAAAUCGUUGCGUUUACUGCGAUCAAAUUUGGAGAAUACAUUUCAUCUUCCAAAAAUUGCUGAUUUAAAGCACCUCCGUUAUGUUGAUCUACGUAGGAUAUCUCCUGAUACCAUAUGUGGACUUGUCAAACUUUAUCACUUAUUGCUAGUUGAUUGUUUCAAUGGUUCUCAGGAAGAGCUGAAACAAGUAAGGUAUUUGGGAAACCUUGAUCAUCUGCGAUAUGCGAACUACGGCAAAAUCGGCGAGUUCCCAAUUGGAAGGCUCACUUCACUUCAGGAGCUGCACAACUACAGGGUCCAAGGUGGCAAAGGUAACAACAUAAGUGCAAUCAGCAACUUGAGUACUCUUCGUGAACUAGAGGUGUUUGGUCUUGAGAAUGUUGAGAGUCAUGAAGAAGCUGACAAUGCCAAGCAAAAUACAAAGCAAUAUAUCAGCUCCUUAUCAUGGUCAGCACGUGCGACUGUGGAGAACAGCAAAGAUGAGUUGCUUCUUAAUCACCUUGAGCCACAUGCUAAUAUUGGAACGCUGAAAAUUUCAGGCUAUGGUGGUGUAAGUUCUCCUAAUUGGAUUGAGAAUCUCUGCAUCAAGAACCUAGUGUCACUUGAGUUGGCAAGAUGUCUAUACUGGGAACACCUUCCUUCACUUGGAGAGCUAGAGUCUCUUAAACAUCUUUGGUUGGAGUGCCUUCCUAGCUUGCAACAUAUUGGUCAAUCAUCUCAUUUAUCAAUUAGUAAUUGUGUUGAUUUAUCCCUUCCUCCAAAUCUUGACACUAUGAUUGUACGAUGCUGCAAAGAGCUGAAGGAAUUGCCUACCCUGCCUUCUACAUUGGUUCAUUUUGAAAUAAGUAGUGUUGGGUUAACCAAAUUUCCUAGGAUAGGACAGAGAUGUAAUGGGAACCUUGAGACCAAGUCACACGAUUGCUGCUUGUAAGCAUCGAAGAGUGUAAAUAUCUGGCCUCGCUUGAAGGGAGCCUUCUGGUGCAGGGAGAUUACACUAAAACCAUCCAGGUCCUACGUAUCACAGACUGCGAAGAACUGGAGGCUGCUCCACUGUCAUUUGAACUGAUGAAUGAGCUUAGAGAACUUGAUAUCAGAAACUGUCCAAAACUGAGGACAUUGAGAGAUGUUGUAGAUAGAUUCCUGCCAUUAACAUUUCAAAAACUGAGUGCCAAUCACUGUGGUGAACUUGAGCUUCCACUGGUUGGAUCACUACAAGGACUCAUGCAUCUUUCUGAGCUGGUGUUGGAGAAGUGCACGCGCGUAGUAUCCCUCCCCUCGGAUGAUGUGUUUAAGAGCCUCAAGUCGCUGAAGUUCCUCGACAUAAUAGGAUGUGAGAAUCUCUCAACCUUAGGAGGUCUUGGUUCCCUUCAAUACCUUAUUAAGCUGAAAAUUACUUCUUGUAGUAAGCUCAUGGCAGUUGGGUCGUCCCAAACUGCUGAAAAAUCAUCUAGUGGUAGUGGUGGUGGUGGAGAAGAGCCUGUGGUGGUGCCUACCAGCUCCCUGCAGAUAGACUAUCUUGAAAUUGAUCUGCCAGACAUACUGCAUCUUGAGCCACUCAAGGGUCUCCGUCACACCAAAGGAUUGGUAAUUGGAGGUGGAAGGAAAAUGGAGAGCUUACCCGAGGAGUGGCUUCUUCAGAACAGUGGAAAGCUCCAAUCCCUAAAGAUUUUGAGUGCCAGUUCUUUGGAAUCUCUGCCACUCCAUAUGCGAGAUCUGUGCUCUCUCAACUUCUUGCUGUUAUCCGGUGCUGGGAAACUUCGGUCUCUUCCUGAUUUCCCCUCCUCUCUGCAGAAGCUCUAUGUCAUUGGCUGCAGCAAUGAAUUGGAGAAGCAGGUUGGAGUACAUGAAAGCCCUGAAUGGAAUAAUAUCUCCAAGAUUGCCAAGGUGCACAUAGGAGGUUCAUAUUUCAUGGACGGCAAAGAAUGCAGUGAAGAGAUUUUCGACAGGCAGUAGUGAUGAAUAAUAUUGAUUCAAGCAUAAGCAUGUUGCUUUCUACCGAAAUCUAGGGCUCUAGCUGCGAAGCCUGUUGAAUCGACGCAAAUUUCGACAUGGAUCAAAGCUAAAUGCUUGUGCUGCCAUCCUGGAUAGAUCUUCAGAAGAGUUUGUAGAGACCACUGGGGGUGUUUCCAUGGACCCCUUGUCAUGAUGGCAGAUGCUUACACUAAUUUCGUUCUUUGAAAGAGUCUGUUUAUCACCUCUAUUUCGUUAUUGCAUAGUCCGUACUGGAUGUUUAUUAUAAUGUUUGUUGUGAAUUUCGUUUUCAAACUUGUAACUUGAUUGGAAUGUGACUGCUGGUUGUAAACUCUUCUCUUGAUUCGACAGAAUGCAUCAGUUCAGCAUUCCCUCUGAACAAAAGGUUCAAAAAAAAUUUACAUCAAAUGCCCCUGUUUAAAUUUCCAAACAAUACAUGAAGUAUA